Messenger RNA from Amoebophrya sp. A120, 682 nucleotides. Lineage: Eukaryota; Dinophyceae; Syndiniales; Amoebophryaceae. The record is from the annotation of a GenBank genome assembly.
CGCACAUCCAGCUGGGCUACCGUCCGAAACUGGACCGCGUGCCCGUGAUGCGGAAGCUGCUGUACGUAUCAACUGUAAAAGUGUCUGGGUCUGGAAGAAUUCAUGUUUGUCAUGCUUGUCUGGCAUGACUCUUAAAUCUGUCAUGCACGUUACCCAAGGGCUCCACUUUUCUGUGAUGCAGAAACGCAGUUUGUCAUGCAGAAUAGGCAACACCUAGAAGCUCAGAAACUUGUCAUGCUGAGCCAGCAUGUGGAUGUGUGGCCUCAUCAUGAGACGCCACCCAGCAUCACAAGUUUCCAGACCCAGACAUUUUUACAUUUGAUAGUACGUUACGAACGGCAAUUUCAACUUUUUCUCGAACCUGAACCAAGUAGGAAAAAAUGUUUUCGCUGGAGGUGCUGGAGCACCAGGUGUUGGUCGCGCAACUCUAUUACGUGCAACAGCACAGGAACAAGCGGGUCAAGCGGAUGCAUCUUCUGGUAGAAGUGCUGUUUCUACUUCUACGACUGGUGGCACUAGUGAAGAAGGAGAGCAAGGUCGUCACGAACUUAUUCAGCAAAAAAGGGAGCAGCGACACCAGUCAAAAAAAUCAUCGCCGGGCGGGACAACAACUCCAUCUGCAAACAUUGGGGGCAAGCUGCGGAAGUUUCGGUCCAAGCAGGAACAGAAGAAGGAACGAGAC